Messenger RNA from Truncatella angustata, 300 nucleotides. RefSeq lists its product as uncharacterized. Lineage: Eukaryota; Fungi; Ascomycota; Sordariomycetes; Amphisphaeriales; Sporocadaceae. The coding region runs from base 1 to 300 and encodes 99 amino acids. Gene Ontology annotation, molecular function: RNA binding. Gene Ontology annotation, biological process: mRNA splicing, via spliceosome. The record is from RefSeq and is a predicted model, not a curated record. Gene Ontology annotation, cellular component: U4/U6 x U5 tri-snRNP complex; U6 snRNP; precatalytic spliceosome. The transcript is spliced from 3 exons.
AUGUCCCACCUUGCGAGUUACAUUGAGAAGAAGGUCGUGAUCCUGACCGUUGAUUCGCGAAUGCUCGUCGGUAAGCUCGAGAGUUUUGACAACUCGACCAAUUUGGUCCUCUCAGGUGCUGUCGAACGAGUGAUCCGGGCACACGACGAUGCCGAGGAUUCCGAACAAGUCCCGUUAGGAUUGUACAUUGUCAGAGGUGAUAACGUGUGCGUUGUGGGCUUGGUAGACGAGAAGAUCGAGAAUGAUAUCGACUGGUCGAAAGUCAGAGGAAAUCCAAUUGGGACGACGAAGCACAUCUAG